AUGGAAAGUCCCGAGGUUUUCAUAAUCCCUGGACUCCAGCAAGAAGAACAGUUGGCUGUGCAGAAGCGAAGCCUCGAGGUGCAGAAGGCCCUGAGAAAUCUCAGCAUUGAUGCUGAUGAGGCCCCGGUCAUCACGGUGCUGUGCUCCGGUGGGGGACUGCGGGCCCACAUCGCCUGUCUGGGCGUUCUGAGUGAGAUGAAGGAACACAGCCUGUUGGACACUGUCACCUACCUCGCCGCUGUCUCCGGGUCCACUUGGGCACUGUCUUCAUUUUAUGCCAACAAAGGAAACAUAAAGGAGACAGAGGCUGAACUGAAGCGGCGAUUCAUCGAGAAGGAGUGGAACUUAGGCAGUUGCCUGGAGAAAGCCAAGUGGGCGGCGUGGCUGGAGAGCUACUCCCUGACCGACUUCUGGGCGUACAUGGUCGUCUCCAAGCAAACCAGGGAACUGCAGGACUGCUGCUUGUCCAGCAUGAGAAAGCACGUGGAGGACGGGACACUGCCCUACCCGAUAUUUGCAGCCAUUGAUGACGACCUCAAAGCUGCUUGGGAGAAGAGAAAAACUCUGAAGAGCUGGUUCGAGUUUACCCCUCACCACGUUGGCUACCCAGCCCUCGGUGCCUACAUCUCCACCACCCUCUUUGGAAGCAAAUUUGAGAAUGGCGAGCUGGUCAGAUCUGAGCUUGAGAGAGAUAUGAGCUUCUUAAAAGGUUUAUGGGGAAGUGCUCUUGCUAGAAUUGACGAUAUUAAGAAUCAUCUUUAUAAUCUUUUGGCCAAGUUGGAAGAAACCUGGAAUAUGAAACACUUUGGAAGUUACUCAGAGGAAGGCAUGGGCAUGAGUGUGGAGAAAGCACUUGUGGAAGUGGUGGUGGCGUAUAUCGAAGAGCAGGAUGCCAGUAUCAUCCAGGAGAAGUUCAAGGUCCUGCAGCUGGCACUGGGCACUGAAAGCAAAGAUGAAGGCAACAAGGACCAAUCUGCCUGGCUGGCUUUAGAGACAGUGCAGAACUGGACUAAGAGCUCGGAGGAAGAGAGGAUCCGGUUCAUGGAGCAUCUGGUGCAGAGCUUAACCAGGCAAGAGCAGCUGCUCUCUCGUGGGGCCGUGAGUGAUUUCCUGACCUCGUGCAAGGACUUUGUUACCCUUUUCUGCAAAACAGCAAUCUGCUUGAUGAAGUGGGAAUGGGGGACCACUCACAACUUCUUGCACAAACAUGGUGGCAUCAGCGACGAGGUCAUGAGCGGACGGGAGUACCUGCACUUGGUGGACGCUGGCUUGGCCAUCAACACCCCCUAUCCGCUCGUUCUCCCGCCGACUCGGAAGGCUCACCUCAUCCUCUCCUUUGACUUCAGUGCUGAUGAUCCUUUUGAGACCCUCAAGGCUACUGCUGCCUACUGUGGCCUCAAUAACAUCCCCUUCCCCCCAUUGAAAGAGACCGAACUCCAGGAAUGUGCCAAAGCCCCCUCAGAUUGCUACAUCUUCAAAGGAGAUACUGGACCUGUUAUCAUGCAUUUUCCCUUGUUCAACACAAAGUCUUGUGAAGGUGAGGUCCAAAAGUGGGUUGACAACUAUGGCACCAUCAAACUGGCGGACAGCUACACUGAAGACGUGGUGGCGAAUCUCCUGGAAGUAUCCAAGAAGAAUGUCAGGAACAACAAGGAGAAUAUCCUUAGAGAGAUAAGGAACUUAACCAGUGACGUCUAUUUUGACUGGUCACAGCGCUGCAGGACGGAGGUCAGCCGCCCUGUGGACGCUGAGCCCCUGAGCAGUGAGCGCCGCCUCUAUAAUGCGCGCUGCUCAGGGGACUGGACACAACCCCGGGCACCUAGGUCAUCAGUGCAGGAAUUAAACCGGACAAGCUUCGGGUGCCACAUGUCUUGUGUUGGAGACUCCGAAUAUGCUGUCCUGGCCUCUUUGGGCGAGACUCGGAACUUCCUCCCUGGGGAUGAGACGGCGACUUCGGCUGUACACAACCCCGGGCACUUAGGUCGUCAGUACGUGUUCGCACACGGACCGCCUCUGCUGGCGGACCGCUCGCCUGGAAACCGAAAUGACGUCGAUUUUGACUGGUCACAGCGCUGCAGGACGGAGGUCACCCGCCCUGUGGACGCCGAGCACCUGGGCAGUGAGCGCCACCUCUAUAACCUGCGCCGCUCAGGGGACUGGACACAACCCCGGGCACUUAGGUCAUCAUUCCACUGCAGCCUGUUCGGCGUCCUGCCGGUCAGUAAGCUGCCGCUGACCGGCUGGUCACCCCAGAUCCCAGCUGUGUGGACUCCACGACUCCCUGCCCCGCACCUGCCGAGGGGACAGAGGACGGGCCGGAGACUGUGGAGUGAGCAGAUCCAGGCGCCUCUGCUCACCCCGGGCCCUGACAGGGAGCUCACGAGCUGGUUCCCUGAGCUGCGUGAGAUACAGAGACCCUCAGGUGCCCAGGGGAUCGGACACCUGGGAGUUCAAGGGGCAGCUGACCUCCGUCCUGCAGCACUGAGACCAGUCCUCUACACCCUCCCCACGUGGACGGGCCUGCUCCUCCUCUGGUCCAGCUCUGCCAGAGACCAGGCCCACAUCGCCAUGUGUCUACGGGCCUCGCACUCUACCCGCCGGCAGCCUGGCCCUGCCUGCUGCGCAGUCAGCCCUGAGAUCAGCGGGGCAACAGGUGGAAGGAGCUGA
This is a messenger RNA of Elephantulus edwardii (Cape elephant shrew), 2667 nucleotides long. It is a transcript of the gene PLA2G4C, whose product is annotated as phospholipase A2, group IVC (cytosolic, calcium-independent). Bases 1 to 2667 code for a protein of 888 amino acids. The transcript is spliced from 21 exons. Gene Ontology annotation, cellular component: cytosol; nuclear envelope; nucleoplasm. Gene Ontology annotation, molecular function: calcium-dependent phospholipid binding; calcium ion binding. NCBI's taxonomy places the organism in Eukaryota, Metazoa, Chordata, Mammalia, Macroscelidea, Macroscelididae. The record is from RefSeq and is a predicted model, not a curated record. Gene Ontology annotation, biological process: glycerophospholipid catabolic process.